This is a messenger RNA of Epinephelus lanceolatus (giant grouper), 2406 nucleotides long. It is a transcript of the gene sh2d5, whose product is annotated as SH2 domain containing 5. Lineage: Eukaryota; Metazoa; Chordata; Actinopteri; Perciformes; Serranidae. Gene Ontology annotation, cellular component: postsynaptic density. The record is from RefSeq and is a predicted model, not a curated record.
GACUUUCACAUGUCAAAGGCAGACGUGUUCACAUACCCCCUCGCCUCCUCCUCCUCUUCCUCCUCUUCCUCCCCCGCUUUCUUCCCCCGCUUUCUUCCCCUCGAGCCCCGCCUCGGGCACCAGCAGCACACCUGGAGCCCGGAGCGGCCGCAGCAGGUAAAGGUGAGGAGGUCGGUGUGGACUACGGCGUGUGGAGAGGACGCAGCGUGAGCGGAGGAGGUGGUGUCGGUGCUGGUGGAGGCUCUCCGGCUGUGUAAGGGUCAUUGUCUCACUGUCUGUUUUCACAGAGAUAAACAGGCAGCAUGGGUGAGGCACCGGUCACAGAGGAUGGCUCAGUGACUCGAUCAGCAGAGUAUGUGGGGUCAUUUCCUGUGGACGACCACUGUUUGGAUGACCAGAUAGAGCAGCUGCACUCUGAGCUGAAGUCCCUCAGAGCAUGCAAAAGAAGGAGGUCCGUGUCUCUAAAAUUCUCCAUCAAAGGAGUGAAAAUGUACAAUGAGGAUGAAACGACGCUCCUGAUGGCUCACGCUCUGCGGAGAGUCUCUCUGUCCACAGCCCGACCCGUCGAUGCCCAGUUUGCCUUCGUCUCCCACAACCCAGGCAGCACUGACGCUCAGCUGUACUGCCACGUCUUUAAAGCGAGGCAUGCCAGAGCGGCGCAGUUCCUGAACCUGCUGCUUUGCCGCUGUUUUCAGCUGUAUUACUUGGAGAAGCACCCAGACGAGACGCAGGAAGACUCUGCUGGCUCAAUGCCUCGUCGCAACCCCUCCCUACUUAACCACGGCUUCCCUCUCAGUGUUAGUGCCCUGGUGUCUUUCAGAAGAGCCCCAUUUCGAGGGUUGUUGCCAGGGACUAAGAAGAGUAAAAAGUCUUCCGAUGACCCGCAGAGCAGCCAAGAUGAAGUCUUCCCCACCUCCUCCCCCUCCCUGGUUCGCAAGAAGGCCAUCCGCAAUAAAGUGCUGCGCUCUGGGGCGUACCGCUCCUUCACUUUCACACCACUCAAACAGCGUAACAUUCAGGAGCGACUGAAUGUGUCACAAGGAAAAGACCAAGACAAGAAGCAAGUGAAGAGAUCCCGUACUCCCAGUUUGGCCGAAACAGAAGAAGCACUGGCUCAAGCAGUGUGGUGUUGGGCUGGUGUCGCAACUGACAGCAGCUACUCCCUGCUUGCAGACGAUGUUCUGGGAUCGUAUCUUCUGUGCCCACAUCCUAAAAAACCCAAAUGUGGCUCUCUCAUUGUUCGCUUCCCCUCAGGCCUGGUCACCCACCUCAUAGAAAACACCCGUAAAGGGAAAUUCCUGCUGGAGAAAUGCAAGACAGAGUUCAGCUCCAUCGCAGAGCUGAUUGAAUUCUACACAGAAAUCCAGGGUGAGCUGCCAUGUCUGCUGAGCUGUGCCCGCGUAAACCACUGUUACGAGUGGGAGGAAAAUACUGGCAAACAGGAGGCUGUGAAACCACACAAGAGCCUGAGCAAAGCCAAACUUAAAAGUACCCACAGACAGAACUGGGUUUAACCCUGGAGACUGGAACUUGUGGAUUGCCAACCUCAGAAUAAGUGACGCCUUUUCUUACUUUGCACAUAUGUAUAUUAACUUUAAAUCACUUUGGUGUUUUUGGGAGGAUCCACAAACUGUGUAACACACUGCACCUAAUAACAGUGUUGUCACUUAAUGUUUAUAGUAGACAAGCCAUUUCAUCAAAGGGUACUUUUUUGGUUUAUAUUUUAAAGGUGUAAUAUUUUGUACUUGCUGCUUUCUGGUUUUCAAUAUAAUAUUUUUAAAGAAUAUUUUUAUUUGUGCCUAUAAGGCAUCAGAGUUUAUAUGCGUUUUUAAGACAUGAAAUAAAUUGAAACUGUGGAGUGGAAUAUAUCGCACACAGAGUUGGCAAAGCCAUACUUUUUUUUUCUUGCAUUGCAAAGAUGCUGCACAAAUAUAUUUGAUCAAAUUUUAUUGAAUUUUAAUUCUGCUUACAUGUUAGUCUUUAUGUGUUUCAACAUUAGACCGAUGAUGUGUGCUGAUAUAAAAACAUGACACCAAUAUUUUCUUUUUCUUGACACCUCAGUGUAUUAGUGCACUUAUCAUGGCCACUGAAAGGGGACAUGUUCAUGUUUUCUGUGUUUUAAAGUUAUAUGUAGUCAAAGUUAACUGGUGAUUUUAACUGCUAAUGUUUGUAAGCAGUUUAAUAUACUUGGCACACUGAUUUUCAACAGUGGUUUAAAGCUAGGUCUUCGUCAUAUGAUUGUGAGGUUGUUUUCUGGUUCAAGAGGCUAUAUACAAUGUAAGUAACUAAUUUGUGUACCUUCCAUGUACCAUCCUUUCAACAGUAGGCCAACAGACAAUUUUCAUAUUGCUCACUUCUGUUUGAGAUUAAACGACAGGUGUUCUCUAUUUUCAACCCUGAAAAAAA